AUGAGUGAGGCGGGAGAGGCCACCUUCACGGACCUGGCCGCUUCCUUCUGCCCUCACGCCCCGUGGAAACCUCUGGCAUCCUUGGGAGGUGGAGACCAAAACCUAGCCCUAGCCACAGGCCACCUCAGCGGGGAUGGGAUCCCCCAAACCACCACCAGGGGCGCCAAGGGAAAGGUGCCUAAGAAGGUCAUCGCUAGGAGGGUCCUAGGCACUGUCGUGUGGUUUAAGGAGAAGAAAGGGUACGGCUUCAUCAACAGGCACGAUACCCAGGAAGAUGUGUUUGUUCACCAUACGGCCAUCACUGGGAAAAACCCCUGCAAGUACCGAGGCAGUGUGGAUGAUGGUGAGACAGUGGAGUUCGAUGUGGUGCAGGGAAAGCGGGGUACCGAGGCCGCUAACGUGACCGGGCCAGCGGGCGCACCACUGAAGGGAAGCUGCUACACUGACCACCGCAGCAGCAUCCACCAGGGCUUCAGCAUCCUCUGCCAUGUGCCACCACCGCGAGGUCCCAAGAACACGGAGGGCGAUGCUGAUGAACGCGAGGGCAGCGGCAAAGGCUUCACCGAGGCCCAGGGCCUCAGACGCCCUCUGCCUGGCCACUCCCAAGACCAACGACUGAGGAGUUUCCCACCCUCCCGCGUGGCCCCGUCUGUGACCCGCCACCCAUCGAUCCUGGCUACCACCAGCGGCCCCCGGUCUGACCGGCAGCCUGGGUCCGCCCCCACCGCAAGGCAGGAGGGGCAUCCUCAGCGAGGUCGGGGCCCCAGCUACCUGCUGAGUCGCCCUAGGGGCCGAGGCACCACUCUUGGUCCAAGACGCUCACCAGGCAUCUCGGAGGAGCUGGAGGCACAGCACAGCGAGAGCCAGCACGAAGCCAGCAGCAAUCCGCCACAGAGGCCCCCUCCACGCUAUGGAUCCUGCCGUCCCAGAAACCCACGCCGCUGCCUGCAGCAAGUGCCUGGCGCUCAGGGACAGGAUUCCGAUGGAGGAGAGGGCAAGAUCAGGAAGAGCCCCACUGAAACACCUGCUUCUGUCCCUGUGGCCAAGAAGAACGACACCCCUGAGGAGGAGAACCCCUCGGUCAUAGAUGCGCCCUUGGCAGCCCGGGCCUAG
Molecule: messenger RNA, 1113 nt
Organism: Budorcas taxicolor (takin)
Lineage: Eukaryota; Metazoa; Chordata; Mammalia; Artiodactyla; Bovidae
Product: Y-box-binding protein 3-like
Exons: 1
Coding region: 1-1113 (370 amino acids)
Biological process (GO): regulation of gene expression
Cellular component (GO): nucleus
Molecular function (GO): nucleic acid binding
Source: RefSeq, a predicted model, not a curated record